CUGAUGUUCGACAUAGGAGCUCAUAUCGGUCAGAGUGCCAGCUACUUCCUCGGCCAUGGCUUCAAGGUCGUUGCUGUGGAGGCGAACCCAGAGGCAUGCAAGAGGAUACGUGAGAGUUUUUGUGCUUUCCUCGAUAGCGGGCAGCUCGUGUUGGAGGAGAAGGCAGUGUGGAGGGAGCAUGGGAGGAAGAUAGACUUCUAUGUGAAUGAGGAGGACUCGGAGUGGAGCUCGGUCUUCCAAGCAGUGGGAGGAAGAUUCGAUACAGAGUGCCGCGUGUUUUCAGUAGAGACAUGCACUAUGUUUAGCCUGUAUGAGACCUACGGAUGUCCGCAGUACAUCAAGGUGGACAUCGAAGGAGGGGAUGAGAUGUGCUUGCAGCAGCUGAAGGAUCUCCGCCCUCCCGAGAUCCUCUCGUUUGAGUGCAACUCGUUGAGUUGGGUGGGAAUGGCGCAGGAGCUGGGGUACGAUGCGUUCAAGCUCGUACCCCAA
This is a messenger RNA of Guillardia theta CCMP2712, 489 nucleotides long. RefSeq lists its product as hypothetical. Lineage: Eukaryota; Cryptophyceae; Pyrenomonadales; Geminigeraceae. The annotation marks the transcript as partial. The record is from RefSeq and is a predicted model, not a curated record. The transcript has a single exon.